AGAUCUGAGGGGUUCCCUCAAAUAUCACAUUGUCAGGGAGCAGGAGAGUCAGACAUAUAAACAGAUUACUAGUUUACUAGCUGUGUGACGUUGGGCAAGUUGCCUAACCUCUCCAUGCCUCAGUUUCUCCAACUGUAAAAUGGGAAUAGUAGUAGUACCUAUGUCAUAGGGUUAUUGUGAGGAUUAAAAAUGAUAACACGUGUAAAAUGCUUAGCAUAGUGCUUGGCACAUAGGAAAUGUUAGCUAUUGCUAUAUUAUACAGUGAGAGAAGUGAUGAGAUAGAGAAGAUACCCAGGGUGCUCCCUAACAGGGAGGAGUGGAGCCCCCAAAUGGAGAUAAUGGGGAAAGGAUUCCACGCCGGUGGAGCCACUCUGUCAAUAGGGACCCUGCAGCCAGACCAGCCUGGGAGAGCCCACCUCGAAUGGAGCUGGACUCCUUCUGGCUGGGGCUCAUCUGGGCUCCUGCAGGCCCAGAAUACAGAACACCAGCAGGCCCUGACCAACCAGGACGUGUCUUCCUGGAGAGGAAGCCGUAAUUUGCUCACUGCACAACCUCAGACAGGCAACUUUGUCCCUCUGAGCCUCAGUUCCUACCCAAGUGAUGGGAAAGGAGAUCACAGGACCCGAGGGACAGUGCCAAGUUCCACAUCUGAGACACUGUGGAGAGUUAGCUGUAAGGUCAGCCAGUUCAGGGGCAGCAGGGACCUGGAGCUAGGGAUGCAAAGAGGAAGCAACAGGAGGCAAAGAGAUCUUGGGGAGGACACUGGAAUUUCCCCAGGAUGUGGAGUGGAGGUUGAGCCAGUCCUAGACCUCAAGGGGCAGGGGCAGGGAGAUGCCAGCUAACCCUUAGGUACAAGUAAUUAGGGUUAUGUCAUUGAUUCUGUGUGUCUGUUUCCUCUCUGUCACAUGGGAGGGGAAGAAGGCAAUCAACAGUGUUGAGCACCUACCGUGAGCCUCACAACAUGCUAAUCGCUUUAUGCAUAACACCUCAUUUAGAUCUCAUGACACCUCUGGAAGGAAGGUAUCAUCAUUCCUAUUUUACAGGUGAAGAAACUGAAGCUCAGAGACGAUAUGUAACUUGCCCAGGGUCACACAGCUAGUAAGUACCCAGUCUGAUGGCCUGAUCUCUUCUCCCAUGACCUUUCCCACCAUCCCACCUUAGCCACUCACUCCUUAGAAACACCCUGGGAAUCUUUUUUUUUUUUUUUAAUUUAUUUAAUUUAUUAUUUUUGGCUGUGUUGGGUCUUCGUUGCUGCCCACGGGCUUUCUCCAGUGGCGGUGAGCGGGGGCUACUCUUCGUUGCCGUGCUCAGGCUUCUCAUUUCAGUGGCUUCUCUUGUUGCGGAGCACGGGCUCCAGAGCGCAGGCUCAGUAGUUGUGGCACAUGGGCUCAGUAGUUGUGGCUCGCAGGCUUAGUUGCUCCGCGGCAUGUGGGAUCUUCCCGGACCAGGGCUCGAACCCGUGUCCCCUGCAUUGGCAGGCGGAUUCUUAACCACUGCGCCACCAGGGAAGCCCCACCCCGCGAAUCUUAUCCAUAAAUACCCCAGCUCCAGAAUCACGAAUUCAUGCACCCUGCUCUCUGAAAACAACUUCCUACCCUCUCAGUGCCUCUUUCAGUUCCUUGUACUGUGACUGUUCUUUGGCCUUGCCUGGAAGUCCAGCUAUGGACCUCUUUACUCUCCCAAUACCCCACCCUCUCUUGUCUACACACCCCCUCCUCAUCCAGCUUUGAGUCCAUGGCCUGUCAUUUAGCAGCUCUCUUGCCAGUAACCUAAACUUCAUUGCUUACCUGCCUUGCAAACCUCAGAAUACAGUGGUUAUUUCUCUUUGAGCCUUCGCCAGAGCAGCCAAGGACAGCAGAAGGAGGAGGGGUAAUAAUAACGCUGGCUAAUACUUAUAUAGCAUGUGUUAUGUGCCAAGCACUAAGUGCUUCACAUACUGGAACUCAAUUACCCCUCCACACUAUGGGCUAGGUACUAUUAUUAUCAUCCCCACUGACUGACAAAGAAAAUGGAGAGAAUAGAGGUUAAAAUCACUCAACCAAACUCAAAGCAUACAGCUAAUUAAGUUGAGGAGUCAUGAUCAAACCCAUGCAGUCAGUCUGUCCAGAGUCCGUGUCUUGAUCAGUAUACUAUUUGCCCAGUGCACUGAGGCCACCCUUCCCUCCUUCCAUCAGCCAGGAAGUACUGGGUUCCUGCCACACCGGCCCAGCACUGCUCUUUGUGGGGACAAUCCAAAGGAAGUCCAGAUCCUUCUUCACUGUACUUGGGGGCUGACAAUUUCUAAUAGUAGUAAUAGUAGUAGUAAUAAAAUUAGCUUACGUUUUCAGCUUUUAUUAUGUGUGUCCUAAGUAUUUUACAUGUAUUUAUUUAACCCUCCCAACAACACUAUGAGGUGGAAACUACAAUUUUCCCCCUUUUGCUGGAGCACAUGAGAGGACGUAGUAAUGAGACUACAUUUGUACAACAGAGUGUUGGAAUCAGAUGGGAAGCUUGGUAGCUGAAUGCCAGAGCCCUGGCUCUUAACCGGGACCCUUUCCUACUUUUCUUCCGGCCACAAGACCUCCCAGGCCCAGCUCCUUCUGAGGACGGGGGAGGAGUCUUCUCUGCAUUGCCAGCAGGCCUGGUUCCCAAACCCAGGCCAGACCCUAGCCUUACAGCUCCCAGAGCCCUGCCGAGGUGGUCCCGGGUCCCUCUACUCUGAGGCUUCUGGGUGGUGAGCUGGGAGCUUAAGCAGGGGAGAGGAUGGGAACCCCACUGGUAACUCCCCGGGGCCAGCCCUAGAGGCCUCUACUCUGAAAGGCCCAGGUCUGCCAGCACUUCCCUAUAAAGAUAAAGCCUGAGCUCGUCCUCCCCGGGCCUUACCUGUCCCUUUGCGUGAAGUACCAGCUCAGACUCCCAGUUGGUACCCCGAGGACAGAAGGCAGGGCAGGGCAGGGCAGGGCCUAGGCUGGAGUGGAUGGGGCUUCAGGGCUGCAGCAGAAAGCACCUAGCUUCCUCAUUCCCCUCCUCACACCUAUCAAGCCCCCUCCCCCUAACCCAGGCAGGACCCUACCCCUCCCCACUUCCAAGAGUUAAUGGCGACCUGCCCUGGUUUAUCCAUCCCACCCCUCUCUCCCAUCCUCCCUCUUCCCAUUCCCCUGGCAACCAAACCAGAUUCAUCAAGGAGAAGGACCUGGCAGCUGUUCAGGGAGAAACUAAUAGCCCAGAAGGAAGGAGGGGCCGGGAGAGGAGACAAGGCAAAGGCGGUAGGGAUGUGAGCGUGAGGGCGUUGGCCCAUCUCAGAGGACACACAAAGGCAGGGAGGCCCCUCUGCCCUGCAGUGCUGAGGGGAUGGCCAGCCAGGGAGCCGCCCUCCUCAUCCCCUCAGCCAGAGGUGCAGCCCGGAGUCCCAGACCUGUUUCCCCAGACGCCCAGCUCUUGUCCUCAGGACCAAUCCUACACGGACCCGUCCUUGCUGGAGAGCCCUGGAGUCCCCAGCGGCGGCAGCCCCUUAGCUCCUGGCAAGCCCAACAGGCCUCAGCACCUCGACUCCUGCAGACCAUCCAAGCUGCCUCUGUCCACUCCUGGGCAGCCUGUGCCUGCUUUCUGGAAGCUGUUUGACAUGCAAAGGCCAGACAUCAGCCUCCCUGCUAACUCGGGUGGGGGAGGGUAUGAAGGGCCCUGUGGUUGGGUGUGUCUAAUGUGUGUGCACAUAGGUGCACGGUGCUAUUACGCAUAUGUAUCUGUGUGUGUGCACAGGCUUGUGGCUCUGUUCUGGGCCUUUUUCUCCUCUUUCAGUCCCUGAGCCGAUGGGGAUGGGCACUUUCUCUUUCCCCUUCUCUUCCCAUCCAUCCCGGCCUAUCGCUGGGUACCUGCAGCUCCUCAGUACUGGAAACCGGUUCCUGCCAGUGUGUCUAUCUCUCAGCCUUGGCAGCAGCUGCUACCCUUCAGCCCCCUCCCCUUCCUACUUCAGGAAUCGCCCCGGUUCCUGUAAGGCUGUGACUGAGCAGCGGUGGGUUGGGGGAAGGGAGAAUCCAGUAAAGCCAGACAGCACACGCUAGCUCACUCAGUUCAGCCUCUGGCAUGGCACAGACCCUCCCAAGUGGGACCCAGAGCUGGGCCUAGUCACCCUCAGCCCCCUCUGAUGUGCCCACCUUGUUGGGACCUGGGGUAGAUUUGGGAUCUGUGUCUUUAAGGCUGAGACAUCAGCAGGCAACCUCCUGGCCAAGUGUCCAGGGGAGGGGGAGGGGAAGAAGCAAGUCCAUUAGCAGCAGAGCUGGCGCCAGGCAGCAACCCUUCACAGAGCCUUGGGGAUUACAGGGAGAGCAGCCCUUCCUCACCCAUCUCAGCUGCCUCUGCACUCCUGUCCCCCAGGAGUUAGUGGAGACCCGCCCUGGUUUAUCCAUCCCACCCCUCUCUCCCAUCCUCCCUCUUCCCAUUCCCCUGGCAACCAAACCAGAUUCAUCAAGGAGAAGGACCUGGAGAUCCCCCAGAUCUCCCUGGGUGUGGUGACAGAGGGGGCAGCUGACAGCAUUUGAAAGCAGAGCCUAGCCUUCAGGGGCCAUGUGGAGGCCCAGCCUCUGGGGCCUAAGCCAGGCCAAUUCUCCCUGCACCUGGGCUACAUCCUCCCUGCCCAUGUGCCAGAAGCCUGCCCUUUAACAUCCAAUCCACCUAGCCCCCAGUUUUUACCAGUUCUUUCAGGCAGGGACCCCAGUUCCAGUGAGGCCCUCCCACCCUAGGCUCCAGCUCCGGAUAUUUGCUGGAAGGCACUGACCCCCCCCAACACCCGAACCCCCCCUCCCGCCUGCCUGUGGCCUGUGGUAGCCAUCCCUGUUUCCUUCCCCACCAGCAACUGGGGGAAUCAAGUAGGCAGGACGCCGGCAACCAGGGAGGGAGGGUGCGGCGCUCCUGCUGCUCCGCAGGGGUGGGGCGUCCCCCUCCCCACAUAGCCCCACCGUCAGGCCAGUGGGAGGAGCAGCCCAUGCCCCCCCUGAGCCCGCAGGGCUAUAAAGCCACCUCGCAGCGGUUUGCGGCUCCUUCCCAGCGCCCGGACAAGCUCUGCCAGCGGUGACUACCCAUCUUCGGCCGCCAUGAGCCACCCGUCGGGCCUCCGGUCCAGCGUCAGUUCCACCUACUACCGCCGCACCUUCGGGCCACCGCCCUCGCUGUCCCCGGGGGCCUUCUCCUACUCUGCCAGCUCCCGCUUCUCAAGCAGCCGCCUGCUGGGCUCGGCGUCCCCCGGCUCCUCCGUGCGCCUGGGCAGCUUCCGCAGUCCCCGGGCGGCCGCGGGCGCCCUCCUGCGCCUGCCCUCGGAGCGCCUCGACUUCUCCAUGGCCGAGGCCCUCAACCAGGAGUUCCUGGCCACGCGCAGCAACGAGAAGCAGGAGCUGCAGGAGCUGAACGACCGCUUCGCUAACUUCAUCGAGAAGGUGCGCUUCCUGGAGCAGCAGAACGCGGCCUUGCGCGGGGAGCUGAGCCAGGCCCGGGGCCAGGAGCCGGCGCGCGCCGACCAGCUGUGCCAGCAGGAGCUGCGCGAGCUGCGGAGGGAGCUAGAGCUGCUGGGCCGCGAGCGCGACCGGGUGCAGGUGGAGCGCGACGGGCUGGUGGAGGACCUGGCGGCGCUCAAGCAGAGGCUGGAGGAGGAGACUCGCAAGCGCGAGGAUGCGGAGCACAGCCUCGUGCUUUUCCGUAAGGACGUGGACGACGCCACCCUGUCCCGCCUGGAGCUAGAGCGCAAGAUUGAGUCUCUGAUGGAUGAGAUUGAGUUCCUCAAGAAGCUGCACGAGGAGGAGCUGAGAGACCUGCAGAUGAGCGUGGAGAGCCAGCAGGUGCAGCAGGUCGAGAUGGAGGCGACCGUGAAGCCCGAGCUGACGGCGGCGCUGAGGGACAUCCGUGCCCAGUACGAGAGCAUCGCGGCGAAGAACCUGCAGGAAGCAGAAGAGUGGUACAAGUCCAAGUACGCGGACCUGUCCGACGCCGCCAACCGGAACCACGAGGCCCUGCGCCAGGCCAAGCAGGAGAUGAACGAGUCGCGACGCCAGAUCCAGAGCCUGACGUGCGAGGUGGACGGGCUUCGCGGCACGAACGAGGCGCUGCUCAGACAGCUGCGGGAGCUGGAGGAGCAGUUUGCCCUGGAAGCCGGCGGGUACCAGGCGGGCACCGCACGGCUCGAGGAGGAGCUGCGGCAGCUAAAGGAGGAGAUGGCGCGACACCUGCGAGAGUACCAGGAGCUCCUCAACGUCAAGAUGGCCCUGGACAUCGAGAUCGCUACCUACCGGAAGCUACUUGAGGGCGAGGAGAGCCGGAUCUCCGUGCCAGUCCAUUCCUUUGCAUCCUUAAGUAUAAAGACGACUGUGCCUGAGGUGGAGCCUCCCCAGGAGAGCCACAGCCGGAAGAUGGUUCUGAUCAAGACCAUUGAGACCCGGGAUGGGGAGCAGGUGGUGACAGAGUCUCACAAGGAGCAGCAUAGUGAGCUGGACAAGUCUUCUACUCACAGCUACUGAACUUGCUGGUCCAGAGCUCCCUGGCCCUGCCCUAGGCCUCGAAGCCCCAAUCCAAACACCAGUCCCGAAUUAGUCUCCUCCCCCUCUGCAUGUGUCCACCAGAUGGCUCCAGUCUCCCCUUCCCUGGCCGUGGCCAAACCCUACCCAGCACCACAGCUGGGCCUCUCCACGCCCACAGAGACAUGAUCCAUAUGUUUCUCAUUUCUUAUCUUGGUAAGAGUCUAUACGUUCCCCCAUUUCUCGUCCCGGUAAGAGUCUAUACGUUCCCCCAUUUCUCGUCCUGGUAAGAGGCCGACCAUCCCCAGGAUGAGUCUACUCCUGCCACGACCCCAAGAUUAGUGGGCGGGUCAGGGUCUGAGUUUCACUUUUAAAUCAAAUAAAACUGCUAUCAAGGGAACCCUC
This is a messenger RNA of Physeter macrocephalus (sperm whale), 6884 nucleotides long. RefSeq names its product peripherin (gene PRPH). The coding region runs from base 5070 to 6482 and encodes 470 amino acids. Gene Ontology annotation, molecular function: structural constituent of cytoskeleton. Gene Ontology annotation, cellular component: plasma membrane; axon; cytoplasm. The record is from RefSeq and is a predicted model, not a curated record. Gene Ontology annotation, biological process: intermediate filament organization. The transcript is spliced from 9 exons. NCBI's taxonomy places the organism in Eukaryota, Metazoa, Chordata, Mammalia, Artiodactyla, Physeteridae.